AUGUUUCCUAUUUUCAUUGUGCUCGUUAUCCAUAUUCAUCUUGUGGUGUCACAAUGGGAAACGGGAAAAAGCUUCACGGUUUUGACGAAGCUUCGGUCAGAUUUGUUCAAGAAUUAUAAUGGUUCAAUGCCUGUUGGGAAAGGAGAAUACCUUGAAGCAACUCCAUCAUUGGAAGUUGGUUUUAUACAUUUUAUAGAUGACGAUCACGGGUUCAUGUCUGUUGUGAUUAACGCUGAGCUUACGUGGAUAGACGAAAGAUUAAAAUGGAACCCAGCAAAUUAUUCGGGAGUUCGCGAAAUUGUGGAGAAGACUUUUGAAUUCCGAAAAGACAACAAUUGUUGGAUGCCGAUUGUUAAAUAUCGUUCUUAUGACCGUAGGUAUUCUGAAUUGGACUUGCUUGAAUUCUCUGACGCGAGAACACUUAUUUCCUAUAAGGGUGAAAUUAAAACGGCUUUGCAAACUAUGGUCACCACAAAAUGCCAGUUUUCAUUUGGAGAGUAUCCGAAUGAUUAUCAAAACUGCUCGAUAAUGUUGAUUCCAAACCAAAAUGCAGACGAAUUUCGAUUUGUGUCUCCCAAUGGUUACUGUAAUCCAAAAUUUGAAAAUCUUGAACACCGUGCAGUUCGAGUCCACGAUUUACAUCUUAUGGGAGUUGAGUCCAAUAUUUUUUAUACGUUUGCAAAUACAUAUUUUACUGCUGAGGAAGUUACCGGUUUUGAAUACAUGGCUAAAACAGAAUUCCGUUUCAAUCUUAUGUUCAAGAGAGUCAACAAGCUUCUGAAUGUUAAACUCUCAAUUCCGUCAAUCUUGAUUUCUAUGUUCCUCAUUAUAGCCGGACUCUUCCCUAAUGGUUACUCGAUCUUUGGUUAUGCUUACUGCUUUUUUGUUGAAGUAAUGCAUGGAUUGUAUGUUUCGAAAAUACUUCCUAACGACAUCAGAGGAAUUCCCUAUCAUGGAGCUCUAGCGUUGUGUUUUUUGAUUGAGACCGUGUUCCUCUUCUGUUGGAAAGUCUUUUCUGUCUAUGCUAGAAACCAAAAGCUCUUCGCUCAACUUCCAAAUGUGUUUGCUGACAACAGAGUCUUUGUAUUGAAAUUUGUGUUCUACGUUGAUAGAGUAGUGUGUGUCGCAUUAUGCUUGCAAUUCUUAAGCGUCAUUUACAAAACAAGAUAAAAAUUGUGAUGG
Molecule: messenger RNA, 1182 nt
Organism: Caenorhabditis elegans
Lineage: Eukaryota; Metazoa; Nematoda; Chromadorea; Rhabditida; Rhabditidae
Gene: lgc-24
Product: Acetylcholine receptor-like protein cup-4
Exons: 8
Coding region: 1-1170 (389 amino acids)
Biological process (GO): excitatory postsynaptic potential; monoatomic ion transmembrane transport; monoatomic ion transport
Cellular component (GO): membrane; postsynapse; cytoplasmic vesicle membrane
Molecular function (GO): extracellular ligand-gated monoatomic ion channel activity; transmembrane signaling receptor activity; monoatomic ion channel activity
Source: RefSeq, marked reviewed